Molecule: messenger RNA, 2297 nt
Organism: Haliaeetus leucocephalus (bald eagle)
Lineage: Eukaryota; Metazoa; Chordata; Aves; Accipitriformes; Accipitridae
Gene: MARVELD1
Product: MARVEL domain containing 1
Exons: 1
Cellular component (GO): membrane
Source: RefSeq, a predicted model, not a curated record
CCGCCGCCCCCGGGACCGCCGGCCCGCGGCUCCCUCGGCCUCCACCGCGCCUACCUGCGGAGCCCGCUGGGCCUGCUGCGCCUGGGGCAGCUGGCGCUGGGCGCUGCCUUCUGGGUGACGGUGGCGGCUCACAAGUACGAGGGGGCGGCCCACUUCGCCCUCUUCGCCGCCGUCCUGGUCUGGCUCCUCACCCUGGCCCUCUUCGGGCUGAGCCUGCUGGGGCGCUGGGCGCUGGUGCCCUGGCUGGGCUCCCGCUGGCUCCUCACCAACCUGGUGCACGACCUGGCGCUGGGCGUGGGGCUCUACGCGGCCGCCACCGGCAUCAUGGGCUACAAGGCUGGGCGGAAAAGCUAUUGCAACCUGCCGGGCUACAGCCAGCACUGCCUCUACGGGGCCUACCUGAGCGCCUCCGUCUGCGGGGGCAUCGCCGCCUGCCUGUACCUCUUCUCUGGGCUCUACUGCCUGUCACGGCGCUGCCGGGACCAGCGCGACAUCAUCUGAGACCCCGCGGCGCUCGGCUCCCCUUCUCCUCACCCAGCAGACGGAGCGCAGCCCCCCUUCGGGAUGAAGUGACCCUGCCGCCCCAUCCCCUCCCGGCUGACUGCACCGCGCUUCCUCCGGAGACUCCUGCGCAGACGGAUGGACAGAGGCCUUCCCCGAGCACGGCUUCCCCUGCAUCCCGCCGAGACAGCGUGGACACCCAGCAGCUGCACAAGCCCCUCUCCCACCCCCAGACAGACGUAGGCUAUUGCAAGUGGAAGGACCCAAGCGGAGAGCCUCUAAGAGGGACCCCAAUUUCUGGGAGCCCCCCAGGGCCCCUGCCCAACUCCCCUGCCCCCGGCCUUGCAGAUGCUGCUGCUCAGGUGGGUGCCGACCUGUCCCCGGGGCAGAGGGGGACUGGCCUGGGGGAGCUGGGCAGGCGGCAGUGGUGCGUAGUGGGGUUGGGUGGGCAUAACCCCCCCCCCCAACCCACUGGCAGCCCCCUCCUGCCGUUCCCAACUGCGCGGCGCCUCCACAAUUCCCUAAUGGAGGCUCUGGUAUCGGCUUCCCCAGCCCGGGCCCCUCCUCCUGUCUGGCCUGAACACAUCCACCGUCUUGCCGGAGCCCCGCGGGGCUCAGCCCCUCCCUGCCCUGGGGGUGUGGAGACACCCAGGUCCCACGCAGCCUGACCUGGCGUCACCCUGGCCCCCCGGACACGCUGUCCUGUUUGGGGGCUGAGCCCGCGCAGGGCAGCAAGGCCUCCGUCACUCCGGGGUGAGGGGAGGUGUGAGCGGGGCCAUAAUCUGGUCCUGUGACCCCAGGCAGGGGGUAAGUUCCUCCAGCCUUGGGGUUCAUACUGCCCCGGGAUGGGGCCAGGUGCCCUGGGGUUGAAGGGAGUGGGGCACUGGGUCGUUCUCUUCCCCCUGCCCUCCUGCAGCAAGGUUCAUGGCUCUGAGCCACCCAGAGCCAUGGAGCUUGCCCCGGGGCCUGGCUGCUCUGACAGGGACAGGCAUGGCCUCACCGGUGGCGCUGGAGACUGGCCCGCAAGCCCUGCCUGGCUCUGCAGCGUUUGGUUUAUCAUCCCGGAAAACUCUCAUCUUGGGACUCUCUGGCUCCAUCUCAGGGCCCUGCGCUGCCCAGAGAGCACAGCGAGGCGGAGGGGAAGGGUGAGCACGGCAGCAUGGGGGUGCUGGGCUGCCGCUGGCACUGUGGCUGCGGGGGAGCUGGGGCCAGGCGUUGCAGGGACACAGUCUGUCUUGGGGAACAGGAGAAGAGGACGCCAGCAGCCGGGCCAGCCUGGCCCUGGAUCAGCCUCUAGAGCCCGCUGGGUGCCAAGCCCUGACGAGGCCAUGUAGGGCCAACUGGAGCAACAGGCAGCCAGAGACUGGGAAUUUUUAGAGGAGCACCACACCAGUGCUGCCCUGCCACAAGCCCUCCUCGCCCUGCCUGGAGGCAGGUCCUCUCCAUCGCUCCCGGUGCGAGGGAGGGUCUGCCCCAGUCUCUGUGUGGGCUCAGAUCGGCAGGAUGGGUGUCCCCAGCAGCUAGCCACGGGCUCUGGCUGUUGCCUGGGAUUCCCUGGUGCCUUUUUUGGGGUGGAGAGCAGCAGCUGUGAUCCCCCUGGGGCUUGGAGGGGUCUGGGGUUAGCGCUGGGUCACCGCUUCUGUCAUGAGGUGCUGUCCCAGCCGAUCCCCCCUCGUGCUUGGGAGCCCUGCCAGCCCCUGGGCCAUCUACCCCUUCCCUGGGCAGAACGUGCUGUCCCUACCCUGUGUCAGGGCUGGUCCCCGACACUGCCUGCCCCCGCCUGCUCCGGUGCAGCC